UUUGUGAAUCCCGACACUCCUCUGAAGCUUGCUGACCACUUUAAUAUCUCCGGAGUCUUUCAAUUGGAUUCUAUCCCAAGCGUUCCAUCCAAUGGCCCUGCAAAUUUGUCAACUUCAGUUGUGAACUCAACUCUCCAUGACUUUAUUGAAAUCGUUUUCCAGAACGAUGAAGAUAACUUGCAAUCUUGGCAUCUGAAUGGUCAUGAUUUCUGGGUUGUUGGCUAUGGUUCUGGGCAAUGGAGUAAUGACAGUAGACAAGCGUAUAAUCUGGUGGAUGCUACAACCCGACACACUGUACAGGUGUUUCAGAAAUCUUGGACAGCGAUAAUGGUAUCCUUGGAUAAUCAAGGAAUGUGGAAUUUGAGAUCGGCGAAAUGGGAAAGACAGUAUUUGGGACAUCAGCUAUAUCUUAGGGUUUUUAGCAAGUUGGAAGCCAUAUUUAGGACUUUCAUUCUAAUUUGAAUCUAUUUAUGGAGUUUCCCUACCUUUAUUUUUAUUUAUUUUUAUUAUUAUUAUUAUUAUUAUUGUUAUUAUUAUUAUUAUCUGUUUGUUGAUGCAUAAGGAACAAUGAUAUG
This is a messenger RNA of Impatiens glandulifera, 575 nucleotides long. RefSeq names its product monocopper oxidase-like protein SKS1. Gene Ontology annotation, molecular function: copper ion binding; oxidoreductase activity. The record is from RefSeq and is a predicted model, not a curated record. The transcript is spliced from 3 exons. Lineage: Eukaryota; Viridiplantae; Streptophyta; Magnoliopsida; Ericales; Balsaminaceae. The annotation marks the transcript as partial.